This is a messenger RNA of Neltuma alba, 771 nucleotides long. RefSeq lists its product as uncharacterized. Lineage: Eukaryota; Viridiplantae; Streptophyta; Magnoliopsida; Fabales; Fabaceae. The record is from RefSeq and is a predicted model, not a curated record. The transcript has 2 exons. The coding region runs from base 91 to 651 and encodes 186 amino acids.
GGGGGUAAAGUACAGCCUAUAUAUAACGGCAUCAACGAAACGCACCGCUUUUAACCUCACAGGGGCGGUGAUCCUUUUUGCGAGCCAGCUAUGGGAUGGGUUUGGAGGGAGGACGACGACGAUCAGCAGCCUGCAUCAUCUCGUGAAAAUCGCGAAGUCGGGAGCUCUGACGCUCACUCCUGGGGACCAUGCUCUACCCGGAAGGUCAUGAAAUCGCGGUGCAGAACGGAGGAGGUUGAGCCUGGCAAGUUUCUCAGGAAAUGCGAGAAAUCCCAAGAGAUUUUCAGGGAUUGUAUCGGAAAGCCUGUUGAAGUGGUGGAAUCCAACAAAGAGUAUACUGAAGAUGACGUUACAGAGGAGGUUCUUCAAAGAAGGCCCUCAAAGCUUGGUUCACCAGAUGCUGGAGUGUUUGACUUCCCUGGGCUACGAGGUGAUUUGGAAGCCAUGGAAAAGAACGUCAUCGAUGGUCUGUCUCGAUUCUUUGAUGCAGCUGAAGAAAUGAAGAAUGGCUUCGUUGACGUUCUUGCAAAAGCUCAGCGCAUAUUUGAUGAGCCCUCGGGAAAGCAAGAGCGAGAAGCCUCCGCGAAGCCAAAUGAGGAUCAAAAUGGAGCCAUCGAUGCUGACUUAUCAGCAUUGGCUAAGGAUGUUUAAAUUGAGCUGCUUAAUGAUCAUUGUAUCUUGAACUAUUAUUAACCACUGAAUGGAUAUUCGGAUAUCAACAAAGUAAGUCAUCAUGAAUACUACGAAUCUUGACGAUGACUUUUAAGAUCA